Molecule: messenger RNA, 7116 nt
Organism: Sycon ciliatum
Lineage: Eukaryota; Metazoa; Porifera; Calcarea; Leucosolenida; Sycettidae
Exons: 6
Coding region: 833-4678 (1281 amino acids)
Biological process (GO): cell migration; regulation of Arp2/3 complex-mediated actin nucleation
Cellular component (GO): plasma membrane; lamellipodium
Source: RefSeq, a predicted model, not a curated record
UAGUAGUAGUAGUACAUGUAGUAGUACUAGUAGUAGUAGGGUGAGUUAUUUGGGUUCCUGUUAGUCCGCUGUAGCUGCUGCAGUCAACCUCGGAGUUAGGAACUCGUUUCGUUGCACCCUAUAUCAGUAUAUGGCCUAGCUCAGUAACAUCUAGAAACAGAAAUAGUUGUACAGUAUAGAAGCUCAGCGGCUGAGCCACUGUUUGAAAACGUUGAAGGCGUGCUCUGUAGCUAACGUUCCUUGCGCAGACACCAUCGCUCACCAAUAUUUCAUUCAGCAAUUCGUCCCAUGCCCACCGUCCGAGUCAGUUGGGUGGAAACUGUAGCUAGCGCACCCUUCACUUCAGCUGAUCACCGCGCGCGGCUUAGCGAAAGCUGACUGAUUUCGCCCCUCUGCCAGCCUCAGUAGCACGAUACUAAUUUCAGUGCGACGGCCGGCCGUGUGCAAGUAUUGCUGGUACUAUGGUCUGACGUUACUGUCAACAUUGCUAGCCAAGAACUGACGUGCAGUGAAUGAAGCCUGAUUGUCAAUUCUUACACCACAACAAACGUGUGCACCUUACACACUGUACCGGCAGAUGUAAAGGUUGCGACAGCGUAGCAAGCAAAGGAACUGAUCACUGCAGUGAAUGAGGCAUUGUCAACUCUUGUAUGUUGGAGUGACCUGGAUCACUAGCCAAGCUGAGUUUCUUGUAAUCACAUAAUCCAGCUGUUCAACGCCUAGCAGCUGCUUUCAUCUCCAUAGCGAAAACUACACAGACCAUGAUUGCAGUGAAGAGUGUAUGAACCGUGCUACAAUAACCAGUUUAUCAUCGUCCUGAAAGUACUUCAAAAUGUCUAACAAUGAACCAUUUGAUGAUCCCAAGUUCAUUUCCAAUAUCUUACCCUGGAUUUAUAAGUUGGAUACAACGAGGUUUCGACAUGCUAUGCAGGACAAAUGCGUGUUCAUAAGUACAACAGAAAUUGAGACCUUGCUGCGUCUGGAGAAAUACGAAGGAAAGGAAGUGCAUAAUUCUCACAUCAUCAAUCUUAUGAGUCCUGGAGGCACAGGUGCUUAUAAACUACUCUGCAAUGCAAUCCAUGACUUGGGUCCAUUGUACAAUGAAAAGUACCAAGAAAUGCUUCUCCUGUUGCCUGUUGACCAGCGACCAACGGCCAAGACAUCCUCUCACGAGACAGUUGAUGUUGCUACUAUGCGUGCAGGCAGCAACACAGCUAACGAUGGCACAGUGACAUGUAAUAUACUGUUAGUGAAUGAUGAUGGAGCAGACAAUGGUGGGCACAUUCAACGUCUUAAACAACAUCUGCACAGAGUGAAUACACAUCUGUGCAAGACCACCGCUGAUCAUUCAGAUCUAACUUGCUUGUCCGGCGAUGUCAAGGAUUGCUUCGUGCCCAUGCAGGCUCUGACGGAGAAAGAUGCUCUGCAGCUGACGUAUCGUGCGCAACAAGCUGCAACUCGCUGUGUCACUGGAAGACAGCCAAUAUCUGACCGUACACCAGGCGUUGCUAUCCCAGGAGCUAGACAAGAUAAGAGUGACAAAGUGGAAGGAGGAAGGCAGUUUGUUCUGUCCAGCGCUAAGCAGCUCUUGUCUGAUCCCCAUUAUUAUGAAGGUGUAACUAGCGCUGGCAAAAGUGGUGUUGGUGUUGGUGGUGGUGAUGACACAGUUGACGAAGACAUUCUGGAAAGUUGCAUCGUAAUUGGGAACGCUGGGCAGGGAAAGACAACACUGAGCAAACGAGUCAUUGCCGACAUCAUGGAGACAAAGACUGGAAAUCUGGCAAAGAUUGAAUUCAUUUUCUACGUGCCAUGCCGUGAUUUGACACGUACACAGUCGCCUGAUUGGUUUGUAUUUCUUGGUUUGGACAAGUUGGGCAUCAGUAAACCGGAGCAAUCUACCUUGCUAAGGUACCUAACAGAGCAUUCUGACCAGGUAUUGAUCGUUAUUGAUGGCAUCGACGAACUUGGCAGUGGUGGGUUUGGCAAAGGAUCAGCAGCCCAAGCUGUAAUAUUGAGGAGCAGCAGCAGUGACCAUUCACUACUACCUGAUGCUAUUGUAGUCGCAACUAGCCGACCGUGUGAUGAAGCGUAUCACCAUAUCCAGAGCUUCCGCUUACGUUUCCGACUUCUCGGCUUCUCGACAGACCAGCUCUUUGCGUACUGCUCACGACAGCUCGCAGAGGAGGUUGCCAAGAAGUGUAUGACAGAGCUCUCACAGCCGCCCAACUGUCUGCUGAAGGAAGCCAUUCGACAAUCUCCACUCCUAUGUGCUCUGCUCGUUCAGCAAUAUCCCAUCAACAACUCGCUACCCUCCAGUGUGACACUUUUCUACGACCACUACUUACGCUCCUCAGUCGCAAAGCUGGAAAAGCGACGAGGAAAGUUUGGUCAAGUACGGCUUGCACAUGACGUCAUCAGUCACUGCAGUGGUGGCCGGCACUUCAGUUGUGGUGAUCUUGUCAGUAUCCCCGUGGUAAUAGAACAUCAUUUGGAGCGCUAUGUGAAGGAGACAAGCAACAAUGAUGAGGAGUGUGAUCACCAUGCUGUGGAGCUAGUCAAGGCAUUGCACAAUCUCUACACAAUGUGUCUUGCAACAUAUCAAAGGGGCAUGGCUACGUUUACAUCCACGCUGUCAACCCUCCACCAGUCCAUUUGUCAAGAUCUCGGCUUACUGCUCAACCCUGGUAUGCAUCCGUCGUUCGUCGGUUCCACUCAGACUGUGUCCUUGACUCACUUGACACUGCAAGAGUGGUGUGCAUCGAGAUGCAUCAUUUCUUCUGACUCGUGCGUAGACAUCAUCCGCAGCUGCACCAACACUGUCGGCACAGACUUGAACACACUUGUCUUCUGGCAGUUUGUCUUUGGAGCACUAAAGCCAGACAUUCUAUUUUCAUCAUUGUUGGCUCUACAGUCUGAAAACAGCAUCAGUGAUCAUACUGUCAGGAGCAAGAAGAAGAUGCUUCUGUUCAUGAUGAGAUGUUUGAUGGAAAACCGCAUUUCACUCCAACAUACCCACACUCAGGGAAAUCCCAAUCAGGACACUGACAUAAUCACCCGUAGCUGCUAUGCUAUGUCAGCCAACCUCCUGGCCAGUGACGGAAUUGAUGUUAGUGGAAUCCACCUUGAAGUUGUUGAUGUGAUGGCUUUACAUACUGUUUUGGAGCUUGUAGACCAUGUAAAGUCUCUGGAUCUCGGCACUUGUAAUCUGUCAAGUGACAGUGUCAUUUUGCUGUCUGAUCAACUGGAUAAAUGCGUCAAGGUGACUUUGCGUGGUGCCCAUCUCACUGCAGCACCAUUGGGAAGCAUAUCAAGCACACUGUCUAGAUCAACACGGCGUACCCUCCAGGUUCUUGAUAUUAGCGGCGCAAGUUUGACCAGUGGAUCUGCAGAUGGAGCAGCACUUGCUGGAUGUGUAAAACACCCAAGUCUAACGUACCUGGAUGCACACUAUACAUUACUUGGCAAUGAUGGUCUGGCAGCAUUUGUGAGCAACUUGGCUACGUGUAACAAUCUCACAGAUCUAGGACUGGGAAGGUGCAGUCUGGAUAGUGGAUGUGGAUCUGACCUGGCAACACUGGUCACAAAGUUACCACACCUUGAAGCUCUAUGGCUGGAUAACAACUCACUCUCCAACAGUGACGUGUCAUGUGUACUAUCCAGUCUCCAUUCUCAUGAUACCAUACAGCAUCUCUUCUUUACCAACAACAGACUGACUGAUGAGCUAGCCGCUAGUGUGGUUGACUUUCUGCAAGCUCGUCGCGGUCGUGAGCACACUGGGAGUGUCAGCACAACACUACCACCAUGCAGGGUUUAUCUGAACGGCACUGGUGUAACAAUCCGUCUUCUACAGGAAGUGGCUACGUCUAGUCAAUGUGGUGGUGACGUAAUCGACAUUGGCAGCCGCUAUGCUACUGGUACUUCAGUACAGACUCAGUCGAUUGAUUUUCUGGUCAGUGUACAUGGUGGUCACCUACAGGGUCAGGUUGAUGACUCCAUGAUGUCAUCACUUGGUCAGUACCUUGCAACCAACACUGACCUACACCUACUGGACAUAGCACUGUGUAACAUCACCGAUGCUGGAGCAACUGCUCUGGCAACAUCUGGCCUUGCUGACAACACAGUGCUGAAAUUCCUUGAUCUGCACAGGAAUAGGAUACAGCUAUCUGGUGUUGUGAGUAUACUACAAGCAGUGACAUCACCACAAUCACAUGUCAGUGCAUUGGAUCUGGAGCACAACCCAGUGUUUCAUGAUAUACAGCCCAGUCAUGCUGAUUUCAAACUGCUAUGCCAGCUUCUCUCUGGAUUCCACCGGCUGCGCUUCAUUUCAUUUGCCAGGACGGGCAUGAGUGAUGAAGUUGGUGCAAGUAUCCUACACUCUCUCCAUCACCAUGCGCGUAUUGAAUGGAUGGAUAUGGCAAACAAUGAGAUUGAUGAUGCCACAGUGCAUGCCCUGGUGGAUAUGAUGAGGAAGAACACAAGCUUGAGAUUGAUCAGCCUCGAGUACUGCAAGAUCACCGAUGAUAGCAUUCAAGCCAUGCUGCAGUCACCAGGCAUCAUGAGGAUGGAGGGUGUACACUUGUACGGGAACCCAUGCUCUAUGGACAAACUUCGACGGCCAUUGUACAAUUCCAUGCUACGGUAUAGCAAGUCUACUGUCCUGGAGUUCAUCUCGGAUUGAUUGCAGGAAGACGUUGCACAACAUCAGCAUAUUCCCAGGUAUGUGUUGUACAGUAGUAGAUGUACAGUGUUGAUGAGUGUAUGAAAUACGGGUACACCUGUUUGUUGAUGAAUAAUGAUGAUCAGACAGACACUACACUAGUCACCCUAGCCAGACUCUCCAUCUACAGAUGUGUGUACUUGACCAGUACCAUAAAGUCUGCAGCAAACUUUCCGGUCCACCUCAGCUGGUCUGUAUCAGGGAGCAGUAAAGCGCGAUGCACAAUAUCAAUUCUGCGAUGCGAUGAGCGUCGAGCGAAAGUCUUUUUUCGAAUCGCACGAAGAGUCUUCGAUGCACAAUGCACGGCACAUCGUUGCAGGGCAUGCACAGUCCAAACUGUACGCGAGCUGUCAUGUGCGCCCGCCGUGUAGAAAGUGAUGCGCAUCGCUCGUCGCUUGUCGCAGAAGUUGAACUAGGCUCAACUUUCCGCGAUGAGACCUGCGACGGAGGUGCGAUUCAAAAUUUUGCAGAAAAACAUUUCGAUCGCAUUGCUCGUCGCUCAUCGCGUCGCAUAAGUGAUAUUGUGCAUCGCGCUUUAGCCAGUUAGUUGUAGAAUGCCAGUAGCGUCGGUCAGUGUCGUGCAAUGUUAUCGCAUGAGCUGAUUGUUCAGUAACAUGUAGGCUUUGCACAGCAAAGUCUAGUUAGCCCUGGCACACGCGCAAUAUUGGCAUAUUGCUGUGAGUGUGUGUCACGUGACUAUCCCUGCACGAUUUACAAGCUGGCAAAAUUGUACAGACAUCCUGUUAGUGUUAUCGUGUCAUAUCGGAAGACGUGUCUUCUUCAAGCUCUUCAAUUGUCGGGAUGUGAAGGAGCGUUCCUUUGCACUUGAUUUCUUCAUGUGUCAAAAUGCAGUUUUAGCUUUUAACCCAGGCCCACGGGUACACACGCAAGUCAGGUCACACGCACACACACACACACGCACGCACGCACACACACACACACACACACACACACACACACACACGCACACACACACACACACACACACACACACGCACGCACGCACGCACACACACACACACACACACACGCACGCCCUUGGACCUUGGACGCGCUGCCAUAUUCUGGCUAUGCGGACGCACACACACACACACACACAUUCAUGUACAUAAACAUAAUAGCAGACACUCCGUCUGUGCGUACAACGACGUACUCGCGCACACACUCACAAGCAAUCAACACAUAGGUUUGGGGGUUGCCAUGACUUCAUUUUGAUUAAAUGUAUUAAAUAUAAUAGUAUGUGAUGAUAGACCAGUUCCAAGACAGCGACGAUAAUAUUUGCGUCAUAUCAUCACAUUCGGUCGUCAGUAAUUCGCACCGCCCACCGGCGGCAGACGCACGAAUGGCCCACCAUCAUAUUGUAUGUGUGUGGUGUGACGCCUCAUGCCAGGCAGUUGUGUGAGUUCUUGGCCACCGAGGGCUAGCCUGCAGCUGCCCACCGUGGGCCGGUGACAUGAGCGGCUGGGGAGGUCAACAGCCAAGCCACUGAGGGCUAAGUAAUCCUGCCUGCUGUGGACCGUUAGCAUACUGCCCACCGAGGGCGCACAAAUGGCAGACAUGGCCAGAAACAUGCCCGCUGCGGGCGUAUGAACGGCUGCCCAGGCCUACAGCUUAUCCAUCGAGGGUUAAAGCAUACUGCCCAACUGAGGGCGCGAGAGAAGCGUAUAGCCGGACCGAGGGCGCAUGAUUAUAGCCCGAUCGAGAGCGCAUGAUUAUAGCCCGACCGAGAGUGCAUGAUUAUAGCCCGACCGAGAGCGCAUGAUUAUAGCCCGACCGAGAGCACAUGAUUAUAGCCCGACCGAGAGCGCAUGAUUAUAGCCCGACCGAGGGCGCAUGAUUAUAGCCCGACCGAGAGCGCAUGAUUAUAGCCCAACCGAGGGCGCAUGAUUAUAGCCCGACCGAGAGCGCAUGAUUAUAGCCCGACCGAGGGCGCAUGAUUAUAGCCCGACCGAAGGCGCAUGAUCAUAGCACCACCGAGGGCGCAUGAUUAUAGCCCAACCGAGGGCGCACGAACGGCCGCCGAGGCCUGAAACCUGCCUACUGAAUGCUAAAGCAUACCACCCAACCGAGGGUGCACAACGGCCGUCAAGGUCAAUAGCCUGUCCCCGAGGGCUACAGCAAACUUCCCGCCAAGGGAUAAAGCGUAGUACCCACCGAGGGCCAAAGAAUGCUGCCCACCGUGGACCGAUUAUAUACUGCCCGCCGAGGGCUGAAUCAUACUGGCUAUUGAGCAAACGAACAGCCACCGAGGCCGACAACCUGCCCGCCAAGGGCAAAAGCAUACUGCCCGCUAGGGCCGACCUCAUACUGCCCAGCGAGGGCAAACGAACGACCACCGACGCCAAGAACUCACACAACUGCCUGGCAUGAGGCGUCACACCACACACAUACAAUAAUUA